AUGGCGUCUACUUCUUUUCGAGACUCCAUGAAUUCCAUGGGCUGGUCUCGACGAGACCCAGACAUUCCAGUCACGACCUCCUCCUCAACCCCGAUAUUGUCGAAGCUACAAUCCAUCAAUCCUUUCAGCAAUGCAGGCUACGUUCGACUACCAACACAAAAUGAAGGUCCAGGUGCUCCAUUGCCUGCUCCUAACCGGAGAGAAGAGGAAGAAGGCUUCUUCGCUUUGAGUAGGUGGGAUCGCCUACUCGUCUUUGGGGCUUGCAAUGUAGCUGCCUUGGCUUGCUUUGUCCUCUGCUUCGCCUUGUUUCCAAUUCUGUGGCCAGUGCCCCGAAAGUUCGCAAUAUUGUGGUCCUUCGGGUCCGUGCUUUUCUUGGCUUCAUGGGCAGUCUUGAUGGGCCCAGCGACUUACGCCAAACAUCUUAUCUCGGGGCCACGACUGCCUUUUACCGCUGCUUACUUUGGCUCCAUUGGGUUGACCUUGUUCUUUGCCAUCAAACUUCACAACACAGUCCUUACACUUCUUUCGAUUAUUGUACAGCUAGUGUCGCUUGUAUGGUACCUAGUCAGCUACUUUCCCAUGGGGGGCACAGGUCUGCGAUUUGCCGCCAGAUUCGGCACUAAUCGUGUCGCAGCGUGGAUGACCGACUAA
Messenger RNA from Letharia columbiana, 651 nucleotides. RefSeq lists its product as uncharacterized. Gene Ontology annotation, biological process: vesicle-mediated transport. Bases 1 to 651 code for a protein of 216 amino acids. The transcript has 4 exons. Gene Ontology annotation, cellular component: membrane. The record is from RefSeq and is a predicted model, not a curated record. NCBI's taxonomy places the organism in Eukaryota, Fungi, Ascomycota, Lecanoromycetes, Lecanorales, Parmeliaceae.